Messenger RNA from Limulus polyphemus (Atlantic horseshoe crab), 711 nucleotides. RefSeq names its product indian hedgehog protein-like. The coding region runs from base 1 to 711 and encodes 236 amino acids. Lineage: Eukaryota; Metazoa; Arthropoda; Merostomata; Xiphosura; Limulidae. Gene Ontology annotation, molecular function: calcium ion binding; patched binding. Gene Ontology annotation, biological process: regulation of gene expression; smoothened signaling pathway; cell-cell signaling. The transcript has 5 exons. The record is from RefSeq and is a predicted model, not a curated record.
AUGUACAAGCAUUUGUUCUUCGCAGAUGAAAUGACAUUAUCUGAAAUUGUAGACGUUUCCAGAAACGAUGAGAAUAUCUUACAAUUUGACAGGGAAAGAAAAGCAUUUGGAAUUCAGUGUGGAAUGCAUAAUUUGUGUUACUGUCGUAGCAAGAUGACUCACCGCACCUUUUGCUGCGACUGCGCACAGGGACCUUGUUUUCCUGCUGUAGCCACUGUUUUCACGGAAACCAAUAAUGUGAUCCCUAUGAAUGAACUUAGAAGUGGACAGCGAGUUUUAACAGUGACAGAUGAUGGUACAGUGACAUUCAGCAAAGUAGUAGCGUUUCUUGAUCGCCGUCCACGAGGAAAUGCCGAAUAUCUGGAACUAGCGACAUCUGCUGACGCAUCUAUUAGAUUAUCCAGUAGUCAUCUGGUUUUUGUUAUUCACAAUAAAACGUCUAAAACCGGAGCUACCAGGUAUGCUUCUGAAGUUAACAUUGGCGACAUUCUUCUAGCGUUACGUCACAACAAUGGCACCAAGGAAACUGUACCAGCGGUUGUAAGGACGAUCACUCGAAGGAUACUCAAGGGGGCCUACGUUCCUCUUACAGAACAUGGCACUUUGCUUGUAGAUGGCGUUCUAGCUUCAUGUUAUGCAUCUUUUGACCAUCAGCUGGUGCACUACUUUCUUACGCCAGUGCGCUUGUACCCCAUGCUUUUUUACCUCUGA